Messenger RNA from Tuber melanosporum (Perigord truffle), 1919 nucleotides. RefSeq lists its product as uncharacterized. Bases 805 to 1608 code for a protein of 267 amino acids. Lineage: Eukaryota; Fungi; Ascomycota; Pezizomycetes; Pezizales; Tuberaceae. The transcript is spliced from 3 exons. The record is from RefSeq and is a predicted model, not a curated record.
GCCUUUUUUCCACUCCACUCACACUUUAUCGGCGAAACCGUCGAUUCGAUGCAGGCAAGCCGGGUUGCUUAAACCACUGCGUGUGCUGCUCCCCCACAGCCCACGGGAUAACUUUGAAAUCUUGUCGCGAGCGUCAAAUACGGCGACACAAGCCCCAAAAAGAGCAGCUUGCCCCUCCCUGUCUGGAAAACCCACUCCUGAUAUUUUUUUCCCCAGUUUCUCGAAAUUGCCCAGAAUCACACGACUUCUAUCCGUGCAUUCAUUCUCUUUUCUUUCCCACCAACCCCCAGUCUGCCCUGUCGACAGCUCUAGACUGCGAUUAAUCUCCAAAUUCACGUUCUCUUCGCAUCUCAUUCUAAACUCGUGCGAAACUUUCUGCCGCCACUCCUGUCGCCAUCGCCCCGCCUGGCUCCCGUUACCGAUCGGUCAAAUCCCUUUUUCUUCAUAACCACUAUCCCGGCUAAAUACCGUACUCUAGAUCAAAGACGAAGUAGGCCUUUUUGUUAACACCCUCUUGUUUUCGCUUUUUGCUCGCUUUUACUAUUUUUCCCCAUAUACCACCCGACAACCCAGCAAAAGUUAAUAUCGCGAUUUCUUUGCUUGUCCUUUAAGCUAUUUUCAUUGCGUGGUGGGUUUGCAGAGUCGAAGCGAAAAUUCCUGGGCGAUUGGACUGGAACCUGUGUUCUGUGUGUUGUUGUAACCACGACAAACAAACCAUCUUUUGCAACCGGUACCUCGAGCGAGGUACUUGUUGUACCUUCUCCCUAAAUCGUAUUCUCGCGACAUACCACAGACAAUCCACAAAUGUCAGCAAAAACGUCUACUCAACCAGCUCAGGAUGAGCCAGCUCUUGACGUUCCUGAUACCCGAACCCACGACGAGACACCGACAUCAUUAUCCCUGGGCACAACUGAAAUCAACCAUACUUCGCAAGAGCAUCUAGCCCCAGGCCAGCCACCCUUCGCUACCCCUAUCACCUCGAAUCCAUCCCAAUCCACCGAAGGGCCAAAUGUACGGUCUCCUUCGCCUCCUAUGCUUCCCAUCGUUGCCCUCGAGCCCACGCUCUCUCCUGUCAACAGCGCUGCCACUAGUUCGCCCGGGUCCACCACGGAUGAUUCCACACCUCCACCUCCACCCUCAGAAAUGAAGCCGCCCUCGUCUUCUCUACCUAUAACGGCUUCAAAACCAUCCCUUUCGAUCACAUUGCUCCUCAUAUCUGGUGUGCGCCAUCAAUUCGUUAUAAACGAGUCCUACCUAGAGUCGCAUUCAGUGACGGGUGGAACAGGAAAGGAUUCAUUAAAAGACCCGUUUGAGAUGAGUGUCUGGCAGUUGAAGGAGUGUAUUUGGAAGGAUUGGCGGGAUGAAUGGGACCAGAGACCAGCAAGUGCUCUCUUUGUAAGGCUCAUUCACUUUGGACGAAUGCUUGAUGACAAACAACAUUUAAAAGACUGCAAGCUCAGCCACGAUUCACCAAAUGUUGUUCAUAUGACUAUCCGUCCGGCAGAAACCGGAGAUGAUGAAAUGACCCAGCGUAGUACUAAGGGUGGAUUCGGAUCAAGGCAAAGAGAUGACCAGCGCUCCCCGAGAUGCCGAUGCGUUAUCUUGUGAGGAUUUAGUGGAAGCGGGGGAUAUGAAAAAAUUGGGGUCGAUAUGGUUGCCGCAAUUCUCGUUCGAUGGGCCGGGUGGCGGGCAACUGCAUAUGGUGGAUGUCAAAAUUUAUAAACCAACACUGGAACAUGUUUCCUAACGAUGGCCGGUCUAAACAGUUGCUUCGUUGUGUGCAUAUAUGUGCUUUUUGCUGCUAUGCUUUCUUUUUAUUCCUUUGCAUUCCUUUUAUUUCCCGCGUACGGAGUCUGUGUUAACUAUCUUUUCUUAUUGCCUCAAAAUCAUGGUAAUCUAUUCUUUGCCUCGUAUCUCAA